Talaromyces stipitatus ATCC 10500 is the source of this 3887-nucleotide messenger RNA. RefSeq names its product DNA repair protein Rhp26/Rad26, putative. NCBI's taxonomy places the organism in Eukaryota, Fungi, Ascomycota, Eurotiomycetes, Eurotiales, Trichocomaceae. Bases 140 to 3772 code for a protein of 1210 amino acids. Gene Ontology annotation, molecular function: ATP-dependent chromatin remodeler activity; ATP binding. Gene Ontology annotation, biological process: transcription-coupled nucleotide-excision repair. The transcript has 4 exons. The record is from RefSeq and is a predicted model, not a curated record. Gene Ontology annotation, cellular component: nucleus.
CUUCUUACACUCCGGGACUCGGAAUUUGACCCUGUUCCGCAUGACGACACCAGUAUAAUUAAAAGGCCGCUUGUAGGAAGUCAGGCGCUGUCCGUUCUGCUGCGAAUCAACUUGAAUCUGGGGUGUCAAUUAGUCGCAUAUGUAUAGACAGAGAAAUAACAGCAUAUUCAAGAGUCAUGAAGAAGAAAUGGCGAAUGUCAUUGACAUGUCGCUUCUUGUUCGCCCACGCAGCGCAGCUGGUAACUUGAGCAGCGACUUCAACACCAUCUCCGCAAAAUUAUUUGACGCUAUGCAGUCUGAUUUUACGAAUGGCUUGGAUCCAGCCGCAGACACGUCUCUGGUAGAUGAGACAGCAAAGCUCCGCGAACUCGAGGCAAAUGUUCGGAAUCAGGAGGAACUCGAAAGAGAGCUCGGCCGUCAGGCCGACCAACUUCUUAUCGAGCAAGCCGACGAGCGAGACCAGAAACGGAUCGAACGCACGACUAGGGAGAAACUGAAACUAGAGGAUCAGAUUUUGAAGCUCUACCACCGCUUGGAACAACGUAUCGGUCCCGCUCAAAGAGUGCGCACUGAAUCCGACAUCGCAAAGGCACAAGAACAACUAUUGUCGCUUGAAAAUGAUUUGAAGGAAAUACAAGAGCGCAUUGAUAAUCGCCAUGAAGAGAAGAAUGAUAUCCCGAGUACUGAAUCCGGAAGACUGCCGAAUGAGUCCAGGCGGGAGUAUCUCAUCCGUACGGGAAAAAUUACGCCCUUUUCGAAGAUGGGAACUGGACCGAAAGAGGGACCUCUGGCAAGUUUACAUGACGCUUUAAUAGACGCCGAAGACGAACGCGACGAAGCCGAAGCUUUACAGGAUGCCUCUCGACGAGCCACAGUUUCUCACCGUGACUUACGACUUCCGGGUAUCGAUAUCAGUGACGUUAGUGAGAUAACAUCUGAAGACAUUUCGGACUCGGGGAGGUCACGCAAGAAGAGAAGGGUAACCUACGAUCGUCGCCAAGGCCGUGCCAAACGAACAAAACGGGCCGAUGAGGAGGGAGAGGAUGAUAGUUAUGUCGAAAGUGAAGAUCUCUCGUCUUCAACGGAUGAGUUUGAUCCUACGCCUGGAGAGAUCCGCGAGAAGCAAACUGGCAAAAGGCCUGAUAGAGAUGGCAUGGAAGAUCUUCGAGGGUUAGACGAUGGUAAUGAAGAUUUUUAUCAAGCUCGAUUGAAGCGAUGGAUUCGUCGUCGAAGAGCUGCUCGAAAGCGAGCAGCCGAAUCAGAAACUAAAACCGAGGAGUCCGAACAACCUGACCGGACAACCAGGGAAGGACCUGAGGAAGAAUGGUUCUUACCCCAUCCUACCGUCCCAGAUGCUGAAUAUGAUGGGGGCUAUCGUGUGCCCGGCGAUAUAUUCCCGGUACUGUUUGACUAUCAGAAAACCGGCGUUCAGUGGCUCUGGGAGCUCUAUCAGCAGCAGGUCGGUGGUAUCAUUGGUGAUGAGAUGGGUCUCGGAAAAACGAUUCAGGUUAUAUCUUUUCUAGCUGGUCUUCAUCACAGCCGUUUGUUAAACAAACCGGUGAUUGUGGUUGCUCCUGCAACUGUCAUGAAACAGUGGGUAACUGAAUUCCAUCGAUGGUGGCCACCUUUUAGAGUCUCUAUUCUUCAUACAUCAGGAAGUGGCAUGAUUAAUGUUCGAAGCGAGAGCAAUCGCGAGAACGCUCUGACCAAUGAAAUGUGGGAUCCAAGUCGACCUUAUACCAUGACCAAAGCUCAGAAAACGGCGAAAAAGAUUGUCCAACGAGUCGUUGAAGAAGGGCAUGUGCUGGUUACGACGUACUCCGGACUACAGACAUAUGCACCUGUUUUGAUCCCAGUUGACUGGGAUUGUGCUAUUCUUGAUGAAGGACACAAGAUCCGCAACCCCAAUACAUCGAUCACAAUUCACUGCAAGGAAUUGCGCACUCCUCAUCGCUUGAUUUUGUCCGGUACUCCGAUGCAGAACAACCUCUCCGAGCUGUGGUCACUCUUCGACUUUGUCUUUCCUAUGCGUUUGGGGACUCUGGUUGACUUUCGAAACCAAUUUGAGUUUCCUAUCCGCCAAGGCGGUUAUGCGAAUGCCAGUAACUUACAAGUCCAGACUGCUGCGCGAUGUGCGGAGACUUUGAAAGAUGCCAUCAGCCCGUAUCUUCUUCAACGGUUCAAGGUGGAUGUUGCUUCUGAUUUACCCAAAAAGAGUGAACAAGUGCUCUUCUGCAAGCUUUCUCCACUCCAAAGAAAAGCUUACGAGCAGUUCCUAAAUUCUCAGGAAUGUAACUCGAUUUUUGCUGGUCGAAGACAGGUUCUUUACGGAGUGGAUAUGCUACGUAAGAUCUGUAACCACCCAGAUCUUGUCACACACAAACUUUUUUCAACUACAACUGGGUAUGGCGAUGCCUCCAAAUCAGGGAAAAUGCAAGUCGUGAAAGCGCUUUUGGAACUGUGGAAGGAUACCGGACACAAGACACUAUUGUUCGCGCAACAUCGGAUCAUGCUUAACAUCCUCGAGAAAUUCGUGAAUACAUUGUCUGGUUUCAACUACCGAAGAAUGGAUGGCGACACUCCAAUCCAUCGGCGUCAACUUCUCGUUGAUGAAUUCAAUAACUCACCGGAUAUACAUGUUUUCCUACUCACGACAAAAGUCGGGGGAUUAGGCGUGAAUCUGACUGGCGCCGAUCGAGUAAUCAUUUAUGAUCCGGACUGGAACCCAUCAACUGACAUGCAAGCUCGUGAAAGGGCGUGGCGAUUAGGUCAGAAGAGAGAAGUCACAAUUUAUCGAUUAAUGACAGCGGGAACGAUCGAGGAGAAGAUCUACCAUCGGCAAAUCUUCAAACAAUUCCUGACGAACAAGGUUUUGAAAGAUCCGAAACAGCGACAGACGUUCGAGAUGAGCAACCUACACGAUCUCUUUUCGUUGGGAGAAGAAGGGCAAACCGAGACUAGUAAUAUGUUCAAAACGGAAGUCACCUAUCAAGAAAAGGGUGAAACGAAGGAGAAGAAACCCGGGACGGAGCAGGCAGUGUCCAUCAGUGACGAAAAAGACAUUCAAAAAGUCGAAGGAAUAGCAGCUGUUGAGCAUUUCCACGAAGACGUAGACGAAGCUGAAGACAAGGGCGAGGAUAACGGAGCUCCCAGAUCCGAAGCACGUUUAAUGGAAACCAUCUUUGCCCAAUCUGGCGUCCACUCGGCCCUCGAACACGACCGAAUCAUCAACGGCAAAAAGAUCAUCGCCCCAGAUAGAACCAUCAUCGAAGCCGAAGCCAAACGUCUUGCAGCAGAAGCAGCCGAGAAAUUGCGCAAAGCCGAACAAACCGCCCGAUCAGUCCCCGUAGGCACUCCCACAUGGACCGGACAAUUCGGUAUAGCCGGACGACCACCUGAAGGACGGCCCCGCUCGGCGUUUGGAGGAGCAGCUAGUGUUGCGCGAGGAGCGGGUGCCGGGCCUUCUUCUGCUAGUAUACUUGCCAACCUAGCCAAUCGCACUAGCGGUACAAGUAGUCGAACGAACAGUCCUCGAGACAGUCCUGUCCCCGGAGGUCGUCUUGAUUUCUUGUCCAUGAUUCGGGAUUACAUGAUUGCUCAGGGAGGUUCGGCAUAUACGCAAAUGCUUAUUGACCAUUUCAAUCGAUUUUGUACGACUCCUCAUCGAUCAGCGGAGUUUAAGGAGACGCUUAAGACGGUCGCUAAUUUGGAGAAAGGUGGACGCAAUGGGAGGGGAAGAUGGACCUUGAGGAAAGAAUAUGCCAAGCAAUAAUUGAUAUGAUGAUUGUUAUGAGUGAUGAGCAAUAAACUGUUAUACCAUAGAUGUGCACCUAUAAGUUGUACGAUAUGCUUGAGUCUGAUAUGGAGUAUCCUGCGUCAUACUGAAU